CGGGGCGCGUUUUUCUCAUUGUACAUCGUUGACGGCCGCGCAUGAACAACAAAGCGCGACGGCGUCGUGAGGGUGGGAUUUCUGUGGCCGUUCGCGCGAGUAUCGACCUUACGGUCGCCCUGUGGACCUUACUUUAGGAGAGAGCAUGGAGCGAGAAGAGCAGGCCGAGCGCAACGGCGAUAGAAAAUAGGAGAGGGAACUAUAAUUCCUUCCGAGCACGGGGGAAAGGAAGGAACGAAGGAGAAAGGAGAAUGAGCCACCACAUGCCGCGGGUCGAUACUCUAGCACCGAACUCGCUGGUACACGUCGGGUACACCCGCACCGACGCGAGUACGCUCGCACCGAGAGACUGGAGCCGAAGGUUUCUCGCCUGGCAUGAGCACAACGAGCCGACACGCUCGAUUCGUUCACGAGAGAGCUGGAGAGCGAGAGAGAAUCCACGGCGGACACCUGCACUCAUGAAUGAGGAUCGAAGUCCGGGUUCGGCUCUGACCGCUCGCGUUAAGCCGGUAAACGUCCGAAGAGUGUCACAAGCAAUUAAUCAACCCGUUCGCGACGAGGGAAAUGCAUUCUGAGAAGAUUCACACGCACGCGUAGGAUCUGUUAGGAUCAUCGCGCGCUUCCUUUCGUCCGAUCGAAUUCUUAAAGCGAUAUUCACUGCCUCUCGCACGCGCGCACAGAAAAAAUAUUCUUCUGAUAAAAUAUGAUAUAAAAUGAUAAAAUAUGAUUCUUCUGCGACGAAAAACAAUUACUCAAUUUGUUUUUUUCUCUUAAGUAACGGUUAUGUUCAGCGAAGAAUAUAUAUAUUUUUUUAUAAUAAUCUAAAAAUGUACUCAUUAAAAAAUUGGAGCAAAGCUACUAUCUAAACUAUUAUGUACUCAAAAAAAAAAAA
Molecule: messenger RNA, 892 nt
Organism: Odontomachus brunneus
Lineage: Eukaryota; Metazoa; Arthropoda; Insecta; Hymenoptera; Formicidae
Exons: 2
Coding region: 252-575 (107 amino acids)
Source: RefSeq, a predicted model, not a curated record